UCGUUAAGGAGAAGCGAUGGGUUACGUUUAGCUCCGGGAGACACAACAAACAUGGAGGCGGUAGCGACGGGAGUUGAGGGCCCAGGUGGCUGCAAAGUGCAGCGGCGGCUGAUUGUAGAGGCUUUAAUCAGAAAAAUGUAUUUCCAAGUAUGAUGGAACAUAAAUCUCAGGAGUGGAUUUUUGAUGCCUGUGUCAAUGACUUGAAACUGAUUCGGACAAAAGUAAUUAAGGAAAAGUGGGACACAGCUGCUUUAUGUCUUGUAAGAUAUCUUGAAGAAUUCACAAUGUUUUCAACAUAACAAAUUCAGCACAGAAGUAGGCAAUUUGCAGCCCUUCUAGUUCAGCACCUUCGGGAGAGCCAAAGGUUCCUCACUCUUGUUUUAAGAAACCAGUUUAAUGAAAUUGAAUGCAUAUUUGGUACAUUGCAAUGUAUUUUUUUAAUGCUCAAGGAAUGUUUAAUAAUUUUGUAGUAACUCUCAUGUAAUCAUAAAACACAUAUAUGUGACUUCAGUCAUUGCAAACUGCUUUGUGUGGAAGAAACAGAGUAAAUGAUUUUAUAAAGUUCUAAUACAAACAGCCUCAGCCAGUGAUAAUCUCUGGUUUCAUGUACUACACUAAGCCAUGAGAAGAUUACUUUUUAUUGUGACUUAGCUUGUAGUUAAGCAAUUUUAGUUUUCAGUGAAUCACUGUUGCCAAACUGGCUUCUGCUGUGUAAACCCAGCCAAUUUCUGUUGGGCUAGGCAGUUUAUUUGGGCUGGAGAACAUGUUUGGAAUUUUGAGAGUACAGUAAUAUGUGUCCUCACCAAGUAGCAGCCAGUGGAACUUGUUUAUUCAUAAGAUGGCUGCCAUUAUAGCUGGCCCACUUAGAAAAAGUCUGUUUACCAGAAGGCAAAGUUGUUCCACAGCUUUAGUCUUGUAGCAUGCUCUUUACUAUCCCAGUUUACCUGUCUCUUUUUAAACUGGUUAAAUGGGUACAUGUCCAAACAAAUUACUGGAGUGCCACCAUUUGUUUAGUUUUUAUUUACUCAGAGGGAUUACUGAGAAUAAAAAUGGUGCUAGAGAGUGACACGUUGCCUUUCAACAUGUUAGCUUUUCAUUUGGUGGUGGUUGUUUUUUUUCAAAUUAAAAUGUUGUAGAAAAAGCAACAAGGAAGGUAUAUACAUGCAUGAUACCUAUGCAUAACAGAUUGCCUUCCUUUUUUAUUGUGUAAGUUAGAAUGAUAUUUUAGCAACAAAUUACUGUACUAAAAGCUGGAAACAAUUUUGUUGUAAAUUUUAACUUGAUUUUAUGUUUUAGGUUUGCAACAUUGUGAAGUUGUAGUGUGACUAUGGGUGAAAAGAAACCAGAACCUCUGGAUUUUGUAAAAGAUUUUCAGGAAUACCUAACUCAACAGACCCACCAUGUGAACAUGAUUUCAGGCUCUGUUACUGGGGACAAAGAAGCAGAGACUCUUCAAGGAGCAGGGACAGAAGGUGAUCAGAAUGGAUUAGAUCAUCCUUCAGUUGAAGUUCCACUGGAUGAAAACUCAGGAGUGUUAGUAGACGGUUUUGAAAGAACUUUUGAUGGAAAAUUAAAAUGUCGAUAUUGUAACUAUGCCAGCAAAGGAACAGCACGACUCAUAGAACAUAUCAGAAUCCACACAGGUGAAAAACCACAUAGAUGCCACCUAUGUCCCUUUGCAUCAGCCUAUGAACGUCACCUGGAAGCUCAUAUGCGGUCUCAUACUGGUGAAAAACCUUAUAAAUGUGAAUUGUGUUCCUUCCGCUGUAGUGACAGAAGCAACCUGUCUCACCACCGGAGACGCAAACAUAAAAUGGUGCCAAUAAAGGGUACAAGACCUUCCCUUAGUAGCAAGAAGAUGUGGGGUGUUUUGCAAAAGAAGACCAGUAACUUGGGGUAUAGCCGAAGAGCACUAAUUAACUUAAGUCCACCUUCCAUGGUGGUUCAGAAGCCAGACUACCUUAAUGAUUUCACUCAUGAAAUCCCAAAUAUUCAGGCUGAAGCAUAUGAAAGUAUAACAAAACCAACAGAGACCAGUGGAUUGCCGAGAGAUUCACAAGACCUUAUGAUAGAUAACCCUUUAAAUCAGCUAUCUACUUUAGCAGGACAGUUGUCUAGUCUGCCCCCUGAAAAUCAGAACCCACCUUCUCCUGAUGUUGUACCAUGUCAAGAUGAAAAGCCUUUUAUGAUGCAGCAGCCUGCUGCACCAACUUCUGUUCCAGCUGUAUCAACCAGUAUUCCCCAGAGCUCAUCUCCUACAAGUCCAGAUCCUCGUCCUGUACAUUCACAAAGAAAUUAUAGUCCUGUGGCAGGCCCUAGUAGUGACCACAGUGCUCAGGCCAGCACCCCAAGUAUCAGUAACAGUCAACCAAGUACUCCAGCACCAACUCUUCCAGUUCAAGAUCCUCAGCUUCUGCAUCACUGCCAGCACUGUGAUAUGUAUUUUGCUGACAAUAUCCUGUAUACUAUUCAUAUGGGAUGCCACGGAUUUGAGAACCCUUUCCAAUGCAACAUCUGUGGUUGCAAAUGUAAAAACAAGUAUGACUUUGCUUGCCACUUUGCCAGAGGCCAACAUAGCCAGCAUUGACUGAAUUUAAUGUACACUGUGCUUUUAUUUAUUUGUUUAAACACAUUUCUAUCUGUCUCUUACACAAUUGGGAGGUUGCCUUUUGAGGAAUUCAGAUAACAAUUUAAUGUUGGAGGCAAACAACUUAUAUUGUCACAAUUUGCUGAUGAUAUGCUUGCUAGUCAUGGUGGUAUUGUUCACACUGAGCUCUUAAAACAAAAAUGAGGCCUACAGUGCAAAUAUACCUUCUAAAAAGGUUUGUUAGAGCAACAAAAUGUGGAUUUACUUUAUAUAAUAUGAAGCCUUGGAUCAGUUCUAGCACAGCUACAGUUCCUUAGGUUAGCCUAUGCCACAAAAUAGCCCAAUAAUUCUGCUAUUCUUAAAUUACCCUAAUACAAUCAGCGUGGAGGCUAUAAGAUUGUAUGAAUGGGCCAUACCCUAAACUACUAGAAAAUUCUAUAAGCAUUACCAACAAACGUAAUGUCAACAAGAAAAUCUGGAAUCCCCUGCCUGCAAAACCCUGUAAUUGCAGUCAGGUGUUUAAUGAUGUUCCUUUUGUAAUAGUACAUUGUGGAAGUAAUAAUGUGAAAUAAGAGUACAAAAAUAUCCAACUUCCAGUGCUACUAUCCUGUUCUUUAAGGGGGGAAAAACAAUACAAGGGAACAGUGCCUAGUGUUAAAUGUUUGUAACUUUUUAAAAAACUGCGGAAAAAAACCUUUAGAACAAAAUGGAUAAUGUGUUAAAACAAUGUACCAUAAUCAUCUUGGCUAGCUUUGUAGUGCAUUACAAAUAUUUUCAUUGCCUUUAAGUGCUGAAGUUUGUGCUAUUUUGCCUUUGCCCUCUGAGCACCAGUGUCUUUUAAUGGAAAUGAAGCAAGAAAGUUAUGUGAUUAUGAUGAUCCAUUCAGAUUUUGUGUGGGUCAUUUUAACCAUGAACACAUUUCCUUUUUGAAAAUGGCAUUCUAAUCAUAGAGGCAGCAAUUGACAGAAAAUAGUCAAGACUGUUUUAGUUUUCAUUAAAAAUUCUGGACUUGGUAAGGCAAGAUACAAAUAUGGAGAAUCACAAUAAUGAACUGCAGUGGAUAUAAGUUGUAUGAUACUUCUGUCUUUUAAAAAAAUACCUAGGAAAAUGAAUAGGCACUUUAAACAAAUUAUGCUAGCAGAAACUACAGAAUACUAGUUUAUAGCACAUAAUUCCUUAAUAGCAUACAGAAGAAAACACUUUGAAAUGCACUUUUAUUGUAUAUUUUUUUAUUUCAUGAGAAACAAAAAUAUACUUUAUAUUGGUAUCCCUUGCAUAACAAGUAAAUAUGCACAUACAAACCUAUUUCAAAUAUAAUAGAGUGCAUUUAUUGAACUGUUUAAUAUCUCUGCUUCUCUUUAUGUGUAGAAAGGUCUGAUUACAAGCUUCAUCUUCAGAACUUUUAGCAGAUGAACAUUUCUCUAGUGACUGUUUCUGAUGGCCAAAACAGAUGCUUUUCUAAGCUGCCAUGGAUGCCUGCCCAAAUUCUAUUAAAAAAAACAAAUAUAAAAAACUAUAUCCAAGAGUUACACAAGUCCCCCUCUGAAAAAUGGGACUUUCCAGACCUUGAGGAAAGGCUUUGGAAGAAGGAAUACAGGGUGUAAGGAAGAAAAUUGUCAUAUACUUGGAGACAAUCUUACAUGCAUUCUAGUCAGAGCAUUUUUAGAAUUACCUGAUUUUAUUUGAAGUUUUGCUGUUUAGCACAGAAACUAUCAGUGGUGAGUGUUUAAAAUGCCUUUGCCACAAAAGGACGUCACAAAGGCCCUAGCAGGAAAAGGCAAUGUACAGCCUUCCAGAUGUUGCACUGAAAUUUGCAUCAUUGCUACUGGACAUAUCUGUCAGUGCUGAUGGAAACGGGCUCAGCAACUUCAAGAAGCUUGGAUGUUGCCCAUCUGCAGUAAGCCAUGAGAGGUAGAGAGUCUCUGGUAAAUAGCUACAAUUUGGGCAGGAUAGCUGUUGGUGACCCCAUCUGCCUAAAGCAAAUCAGUGGACUCACUUAUUUCUUCAGUGGGGAAUAUUCCUUUUGGGAAAAAAAAUCCCAAGUAUAUUUAAGUUCUUUUAUUUGCAAAAGUCCUGUAAAUAUUUUUAUGACAAAUAAUAUUCAGUCGCUUAAUACUUGAGUAAAAUACUCUCAUUAAAUACUUUCAAGUUUUUUAAACAGCACAUUAUUGGAAUUAUCUACUUAUUUAAUGUUCCUUUCUAGCAGUUUCCGUUUAAUGAGCUUCCAAUGAUAUAUAUGUUCAGAAGCCAGUGACAAAAUACUCAUAAAGUUUUGUUUGACUGGGAUUUGCCAUGACAGGAGCAAAAAAGUAAUUUUUAGUAUAAUGCUGGAGGAGCUGAAUUGACUACCAACUAAGUAAAGGCUGUUAAAUGUUUUAGUUGGCCAUCUUGAAAUUUUCAUAAAUGAGCUGUGUGCCAAAUCUGAUUUUCUU
This is a messenger RNA of Python bivittatus (Burmese python), 5019 nucleotides long. The record is from RefSeq and is a predicted model, not a curated record. Lineage: Eukaryota; Metazoa; Chordata; Lepidosauria; Squamata; Pythonidae.